This is a messenger RNA of Candidula unifasciata, 1809 nucleotides long. NCBI's taxonomy places the organism in Eukaryota, Metazoa, Mollusca, Gastropoda, Stylommatophora, Geomitridae. The record is from the annotation of a GenBank genome assembly.
AUGCUGGGCAAACGGGCAGGGGGAGGCGAGAUGGGGCCCAAAAAGAAAAGACGACUAGCGGGACCUCCAGAACCCAAGAACGCGCUGAUGCAUCUCAACGAACUCAAACCGGGCACCCAGUUCACCUUUGUGUCCCAGCUGGGUCCUGUCCACGCUCCCGUGUUUGUUAUGUCAGUGGAGGUCAAUGGGCAGACGUUUGAAGGCAGGGGCAGCUCCAAGAAGCUUGCCAAACUGCAUGCGGCUGAGCAGGCACUCAAGUCCUUCGUCCAGUUUCCAGAUGCCUCCGAGGCUCAUCAGGCAUUGGGUCGGGGGUUUCUGCCUUCCACGGCUGAUUUCACCAAUGACAUGCUGGGGUCUGAGGUGCUGUUCAAUGACUUCGAGAACAACGAUGGCGAUGGGCAGGACAUACAGCGGAAGCUGCGGAAUCUCCCCUCUCAACAGUCAAAUAAGAAUCCUGUGAUGGUCCUCAAUGAGAUCCACAGAGGGGUCAAGUACGAGCUCGUCUCGGAAGUUGGGGAGCGGAAUUAUAAAAUCUUUAUCAUGAAGGUGACAGUUGGAGCUCAAGAAUUUAUAGGCUCUGGGCGGAGCAAAAAGCUGGCUAAAUAUAACGCUGCUCUCAACGCUUUGAAGGUGUUGCACGGAAUCAACCAUUUUUUAUUGAAUAUGGUGCCUGUCAAUGAAGAACAAAUCCAAGGAGACCCCCAGAUAUUAGCUGACCACAUCGCACAGCUGGUCUUUAACAAAUUUGGUGAACUCACCGAGAACUUCUCAUCAGCCUAUGCCCGUCGGAAGGUCUUAGCUGGGAUUGUGAUGACCACGGGAGAGGAGGGCGACCCUGGCAAAGUUAUCUGUUUGGCCACAGGGACAAAGUGCAUCAACGGCGAGUACCUCAGCGCCGAAGGGAAAGCUGUCAACGACUGCCACGCCGAAGUUAUCUGCAGACGUCUGCUAAUGCGCUAUUUAUACGCACAGCUGCAGCUGCAUCUCAGCCUGGUAACGGCUGGCGAAUCCAUUUUGGUCCAGAGACCCGAGGGUGGGUUUGAAGUCAAGGAUGGGGUCCGGUUUCAUCUGUAUACUAGUACGGCUCCUUGUGGCGACGCUCGCAUUUUUUCCCCACAUGAGAAGGAGAGCACUGGGCGGAAGGAGCCAGAUGCCUCUGAAAAUGCGCAUUCAUUGGAUUCUCCGGCAGGGGAUGCUGGGAAUAAACCCGAAGACAAUCCAGAAGGAGUCGCUGGCGACGGAGAUAAGCAUCCAAAUAGACGGGCACGAGGGUUGCUGAGGACGAAGAUCGAGUCCGGAGAGGGGACAAUACCUGUGAAAGUCUCUGGGACCAUCCAGACCUGGGAUGGGGUCCUUCAGGGGGAGCGACUUCUCACGAUGUCCUGUAGUGACAAGAUCACACGGUGGAACGUCCUGGGCCUUCAAGGAUCCUUGCUGAGCCACUUCCUCAUGCCGGUUUAUUUGAGCAGCAUCAUCGUAGGCAGCUGGUAUCACAGUGAGCACAUGGUACGGGGCGUCUACGGCCGUGUCAGCCACAUGAAGUUCCCCUCGCCAAAGUUCAGACUCAACAAGCCUUUCCUCAGUGGCAUCUCUAGCCCGGAGUGCCGGCAGGCGGGCAAGACCCCAAAUUUCUCAGUCAACUGGUACAUAGAAGAUGACUCUCUUGAGGUGGUCAACCCGACCACGGGGAAGACGGAGAAUGAGGAUCUCUCCCGCCUGUGCAAGCAGGUCAUGUUCCAGAAUUUCCUGUCAAUCUAUGGGAAGGUCAGCUCCUUGUCCAGCCUGGGUGUAGUGGACAUACCAAGGUAA